Messenger RNA from Caenorhabditis auriculariae, 22871 nucleotides. NCBI's taxonomy places the organism in Eukaryota, Metazoa, Nematoda, Chromadorea, Rhabditida, Rhabditidae. The record is from the annotation of a GenBank genome assembly.
AUGUCAGUGACCGAGACGUCGUCGGAGCAGACCCUGACCCGCGACCACGACAUGGAGGAUGGCGACGGCGACGUCGUCCGCGUCGAAAUCCCCUCCCAGGCCUCCGACACGGAGCUCUGUAAGUGAAGGGCGGCUUUUUACGGAGUGGAAGUUGUGCUCUAUGGCUAAUCAUUAGUUUUUGAGGUCUGUACUGGUUUAGAACGGUUUUAUGAGCUUUCUGUGCCCAAGUCUUUUACACUAAACCGCUGUGAGGGCUGGAGGCUAUUUUGAAAGGGUAUUGUUCGCUCUACGGCUAAUCAGAGGUUUUGAAGUCUAGGCCGGUUGGAAAUGAUUUUAUGAGCUUUUUAGGCUUUUUAAAAAGCUUUUCCCUUCCCAGGCUUCUGACACUGAGCUCUGUUAGUGAAGGGCGGCUUUUUUCAAAGUGGAAGUUGUGCUCUAUGGCUAAAUAUCGGUUUCAGUGAUCUGGAAUGGUUAAGAAAGAUUUUAAGAACUUUCUAGCCAUUUUUAAAAAUUUAUCCGAAGAUUCCCUUGCCAGGAUUCUGACACUGAGCUCUGUAAAUGAAAGGCGGCUAUUUGCAAAGUGGAUUUUAUGCUCUACGGCUAAAUAUCAGUUUUCGAGGUCUAGAAUAGUUUGAAAAAUUUUCCAAUCACAUAAAAUCCAACUGAGUCAUUUUCUAAAAGCUAUAAUCUAGCCCGGCUCCCGAAAUUUAUGUCUUAUUUUUUUUGAAGAAAUGGAUCUUGACAAGAUAAUUGUAGACGCUGUUUUCGGCUUUGUAAGUGCGCUUCACGGCUAAUUUAUGGCUUUUUUGACUUGAAGGGAAAGGAAAAGAGAAAGAGAAAGGACUCUAUGAAGAAAAACUUUUUUUUUCUACUUUGGGACGACAGAGGUUAUUUUUGAAGCGUGAAGUGUGCUCCAUGGAUAAAUUGCAAAAGUUGAGGAAUUUUGGGACGUUUGAGGCUUUUUUUGGCUUCUAAAGAGCGCUCCAUUGAUAAUUUUGAGCUUUGGGUGUCUCCUUGGAGCAUAUUAUGUUAAUUUUUUUUACUUUUAAGGACUUUUCCUUAAAAAUUUGCCUUCUUGUAUCAUAUUUGAAUGCCAGAGUUCCGAAAGAGCACAAAAAAAUACUAUUUUAUAACAGAUUUGGAAGUUUGUUGGCUAUUUAUUAUCAUUGAAGUGCGCUCCAUUGAUAAAUUUCCAACUGGUGACCUUUUUUGGUCCAAAAAAAGUACGAGGUGCGGGAAAGUUCGGUAGAACAAAUCUGUUGCACAGAUGCGUUACAGAUGCGACUUUUCUGCGCAGAUGCAAGCAUCUGUUCGCACUUUCGAGAUUCCCAAAGUCGGUGUUCCAUUUCGAUGAGAUCCCGAUUUCAAACCGGUUUUUUUUUUGAAUUUAUCUUUUUUCGAGUUUCAACACGUUUACGAUCGAUAACAGUGAUUUUCAAAACUUCCUUAAAAAAAGUGUUUAAAUCAUAAAUUUUCUCUAGUUUUUCUAGUUUUCGCAUUGAAAUUACCAAAAUCGAGAGAAAAAAAUAAUUUUCCGCAUCAAAAUUCUCCUACUCGUUCCCUAAGAAACUCUAUUUAUUUAGGAAAAAUGUUGAACUUUUUGAAAAAAAUUGAUGAAUCACGAUGGAGACUCGUGACCGUGGGAAUUUAUGCAAAAAAAUCGUUUUUCCGUUUUUUUAUUGGAUUUUUUUGUUUUUUUGGAAUGCUCCGUCGGAUCUUCGUUCUUCGUCCAAUCAUCGCCGUCGCUGGCCUCAGUUCGGUUUUUUUCGAUUUUUUUAUAGAAAUUAAGAAAAAAAUAGGUGUUAAAUUUGUGGGUUUUUAAUGAAGGAAUUGGCCCUCGGAAGCGGCAGUUUUUUUGAUUUUUUUCUGAAAAAAAUUAUUAUAUUUUUUUAAAUAUCACCUUUUAAUGAAGAAGUAGGCUUCCUGGAGUUGGAUUUUUUUCGAUUUUUUUAAAAAGAAUUUAUGAUAAAAUUUGUUGGUUUCAUAGAUUUUUAAUGAAGAUACUGAGCUUCUUAAGCGUCUCAGUCCGGCUUUUUUUCGAUUUUUUUGAAAAAAAUUAAUUUUUUUAAUCAAAGAUUUUUUUAAUGUGGAAACUGACUUUUUGGAAACUUUCAGAUCUCAAAAAAAUAGGUUUUUUUGAUAGGUUAAAGCGUUAGAAAUUUCUAUAAUAAUCAUUUAUGAAGUAUAAAAAAACGGCUUCUGAGACUUGAGAAGCUUGAAAUUCUAAGAAAAAAAGAUGAAAAAUUCAUUUUUUUGAAAGCCAUUUAUUCGUUUAAAAUGACCAAAAUUCGAAAAAAAUAUUCGAUUUUUUUCUUAAAUUUUGGACAUUUCCUAUCAAUUUUUUAGCCAAAAAAAACUUUGUUCCUAUUCCAAAAAGUCCCCCCAAAAAAAAAUACCUUUCAUACCACGAAAAAUAUUUUUCCGAACAAGGUCCAAAAUUGAAUCGCCAUCCAUAAAAGGAGCCAGAAAAAAAAGGGUCUCGAAAACGUCUUUUUUGGCAAAAACGGCGAUGAAAUUUAAGCUCGAGCGGCUUUGAAAAGACUUUUUUUUUCGACGCUUUAGGCGAGGCGACUUUAUUUUCUCCCCUCCUGAGAUUUUAUUAUUUUUCUUUUGGUGGCAAGGGGGACCUUUUUUGGAUUAGAACAGUUGAAUUUUUAAAAAAGGUGAUAGCUAUUUUUGAUAGGAUAAUGUGCUCCAAGGCUAAUUUGAGCUUUUCCAGGUUUUUAAUAUUUUUGAAGAAUUUUUUAAAAUGUUUUUCGAGUCGAUUCCUGAGGUUUUUCUAUUUUUCAAGGCUCUUGAAUUUGAAAAAUUUGGGUGAAAGCUAUUUUUAAGAAGAUAAUGUGCUCCAAGGCUAAUUUGAGCUCAUUUCGGGUUUUUUUGAGGUUUUUGAAGUUUAAAAUAAAGUCGAUUUUUAAGAUUUCAUGAUUUUUUUUUUAUGGAAGGGGCCUUAUUUUGAACCGGAACACUUGAAACUUAAAAAGGGGAAAAGCUAUUUUUGAAAAGAUGAUGUGCUCCAAGGCUAAUAUCAGCUUUUCCUGGUUUUUAAUAUUUUUGAAGGAUUUUUUAAAAUGUUUUUCGAGUCGAUUCCUGAGGUUUUUCUAUUUUUCAAGGCUCUUGAAUUUGAAAAAUUUGGGUGAAAGCUAUUUUUAAGAAGAUAAUGUGCUCCAAGGCUAAUUGGAGUUGUUAAAAUUUUUUUGGAGCAAUUCUUCAAGUUUUUUUAAUUUAAAAAAAUCAACUAGAUUUCAAAAAAAUUCCAGUUUGAAUUUUGAAUAAUAUUCAGUAUUUUUUUCUAUAAGUUUCGGAACCCGUUCUUCUAACAAAUAUUCAUUUUUUUGACUCUGAAAAUGGACUUUUUUUGGUGAAGAGAAGAAAAAAUAACAGAGAGACUGUUACAACGAGAUGAUUAUCUCGGGUUUUGGGAAAAUUUGGCUAUUUUUGGGCAAAGAUACGUCUUUGAGAUUAGAACCGAUGGAAAUUGGCGAUAGUUUUUGUUGUUUCGAAGGAAAAUUGGCUGUGAUUUCAGAGGAGUUGGAACAAUUUUUUGGAAGGAAUAUUGGAUGUUUUAGGGAUUUUGUAAAAUGCGGACAUUGGAAAGGGUUUUUGGAGGUUUUUAUUCAAUUUCAGAGGAUUGGUAAGGCUUUUCAGUCUCUUUGAAGCGUCGUUAGAAGAAAAUAAAAAUAGGAGGCUAUUUUUCGACUUGCAAGUUUGCUCCAAUGAUAAAACCUCUUCAAAACGGUCAAAAAAGCUGGAUUAUCAUUCAAAUUCUUUGAUAUCCUUUGAAGCGCCUAUAAAAAAACAGACAGGCCCUUUUUAACUUGCAAGUUUGGUCCAAUGAUAAAAUACCAUAAGAUCAGUUUCAGAAAGACCUAAUUAUAAUUCCCAACUUUUUAUUUCCUCCUGUGCUGCUAUAGAACAAAAAUAAAAAUCUGAAAGCCAUUUUCAAACCCUCAAAUUUGCUCCAUUAAUGAAAUCUAGAAGUUUUGAACCUCUAAUCAUUUCCCCAACUGCUUUAAAGGAAAGUACAAGCCUUCAGGCCGUUUCUUAACUCUCAAGUUUGCUCCGAUGAUAAAAUACCGUAAAAUCAGCUUUUGUUCCUCUUCUGAGCUGCUCUGGGACAAGAAUCAAAUCCUCGAGGCUUUUUUUAAACUAGCAAUUUCGCUCCAAUGAGAAAUCAUUGGAGAAAGCCUUUUAUUCUCCUCUAAGGGAAAUUCUAUAACUUUAAUAACAUUUUCAUAACUUCAAUAUGAGAAUCGUAAUGUUAUGCGAAAAAUCUCCCUUCCGUAUUUUAUAGCUUUCCGAGUAAAAAAACUCCUGAAGAAAGGGGGAGCGAACGCGGCGCGACAAAUUGCUUCAACUUGUGGGUGACACCCACUUUUUUCCCUUCUUCAUUCUACCCCGCUGGAAAAACGAGCAAAACAACAACUCAAAACUGUGUUUUUCUUCUCGGCCCGCCGUGUCCAUCAAUCAUUCUCGCGCGGCGGCGGAAGCUUAUCCUAGGAGAAGCCUUUUUUGCCGUUUCCUUGGUUUAAGUGCGCUCUGGGGAGAACUUUGAGCUCGAAGUGAGGGUCAGCCCUUUUUCUCGCUGAAAUUAGCUCUGAUUUGAGACAUUUUAGCGGUGGAGCGCAUUUUCUGUCACAAAAUCGCCUUGAGGCUUGUUUUUUUUGCUAAUUCUAAGAGGGUUCAGAGCUCGAAAUGAAAGUCAGGCCUUUUUCUCGCUGAAGUUAGUGUUGAUUUGAGGCAUUUCAGCGGUGGAGCGCAUUUUCUGCUGAAAAAUUGCCUUGAGACCGUUUUGAAAUUUUUUUGAACUCAUUCAGAGCCUGAAAUGAGGGUUUGCCCUUUUUCUCUCUGAAAUUAGCUCUGAUUUGAGACAUUUUAGCGGUGGAGCGCAGCUUCUGUUGUAAAAUAGCCUUAGGGCUCUUUUUGAAAGAUUUAAUGCACUCUAUAAAGAGCAUCGUUUUCUCGCCCUCAUUUUGGAAGAAAGUAGCUUCGAUUUCUUAGAAUUUAGCGCUGGAGCGCAUUUUACAAGAAAAAAUAGCCUCGAGGCUGUUUCUGGGAUAAAUUCGCUUUACGACAAGUUAUAGCGGUAGAGCGCAUCGUUACUACAAUUACUCGCCUUUUUUUAGCCGCUUCCUUGAUUUUAGAGGAGAUCGAAAUGAUGGUCAGCCCUUUUUCUACCCAUAAAGAUGUGAUUUGAGGAAUUUUGGUGGUGGAGCACAUUUUCUGUCUGAAAAAUCGCCUUGAGGUCCUUUUUGUUAUUUUAAUAGGCUCUAUAGAGGUUAUUGCUUUUUCAGCUCUUUUUUUGGGAGAAUUUAGCUAUGAUUUGAGAGAUUUUAGCGGUGGAGCGCAUUUUCUGUCUGAAAAAUCGCCUUGAGGCUCAUUUUGAUUAUUUUCUUGGGCUCUGUAGAAAAUGAGGCUCAAAAAUAGAUGUGACAAACUUUUUGGAAGAAUUUAACUUUGAUUUGAUAAAAUUUAGCGGUGGAGCGCAUUUCACAUUGAAGAAAUAGCCGAAUAGACGCUUUGUUGAAAAAGAGAAUCUAAAACAGACUCCAAGACUUUUUUUAAAGCUUUUUAUCUAUACAGCACACCUGUCUCCCUCAAAAAUCGCUUAACAAAAAAUCAGCUUUGAAAAAUGGCAUUUCCUACGCAAUUUAUCAAUGGAGCGCACCUGUCGCGGCUAUUUUCCCCGUGUGUAUCGAUUAACAUGGUUGCGAGGCGGGUGAUCAAUCAAAAAAGAAGAAGAAAAAAGGGUAGGAGUCUGGGGCGACAAGUGUUUGCCGUGCAAACGAUUCGCGAGCCAAAACCCUCGAUUGACGUCAUUUUCCCUGACGAAUUUCGCCUUUUUUCCUUUGAUCUUUCCAUGUCAUUUUCUAUUUGUUUGGUAGAUCUUGAACUCUGAUAAGUGGGACAUUUUACGAAGAUAAGGUUUUUCGAAAUUUAUAUUUUUUGGUUUUCAAAGCUCGAAACUCUAAAAAUAAUCCUUUUUGCCAGUUAUUCACGUUUAGAGAUGGUGAAUUAAUCAUUACAUGAAUUUUUAGCGGUUAAAAAGUUUCACAAUCAUUUUCCGACCAAUUUCAAGCGUCUUUUAAGUUUCAAAGCUUCUAUAUUAGGCUCGGAUCAGUUUCGAGUAUUGUUGAUAAUCGUUCGAAUUUCGUCUAAGUUUAUUCACUGUACUUUGAGCCCCCAGUUGAAGCUGAAACUUUCCUGAGGGCUACCUUAGAAUCUUCUGAUUCCAGAAAAAGACAAUUUUUCGAAACUGCUCCGAUUUUUAAGCUUUAAACCCUUGAAAUAACGCGUUUUUUGUCGAAAUUUUCGCAUUUUGAAAAGUUUGAAGCUUCAUAAAUCAAAAAAAAAAGGUCUAGUGCGAGAAAACCAAGCCUUCCAGGAAUGAAUUGAUGAGCUUUUUCGACUCCAACAGCAUUUGAAACUUGGAAAACUCAAAAUUUACCAAAAUUAACUUAUUUAUCAAUCAUUAUGAAUUUUUUUUUUUUUUUCGAGUUUCAAGACCUCAAUAUAAGGCUCCUAUGGGUUUUGAAGGUUUUUAAUGUAAAUAUUCUGGGUUGGAAAUUUAUUAAGGUUCAGAUUAAUUGAUUAAUUGAUUAAUGAAGUUCUUGACAGCAACCAAAACUCUUUAAACUCAGAAUUUUCCAAAAUGAACUUAUUUAUCGCAUUUUUUGUGAGUAUGUCGAUCAUUAGGAAUAUUUUCCGUUCAUUAAAAAUGUUUUUUGAGAUUCAGGACCUCAAUAUUAGGUUCUUUUGAGGUUUGAAAAGUACUGUGUUUAGAAUAAUCGCAAUUUGAGCUAUAUUCAGGGUUUGAGGAACAGAUAAAUUAAUUUAUAAGGUUUUUUUCAACAUUUCAUUGGAUAAUAGUUCGUUUCAGAAAUUUUUCAUUUAGUUUUCUGAAAGUUAUAAAUUUUUCUUUUGAUUUUUCUGAAUUUCUUUAGAGAUUCACAGGCAGUCCUAAUGUCUUCUGAGUUCUAGAAUCUUACUUUAUUAGGAUAUUAGAAAUACUAUAGAAGGUUUUUCUAGAUAGAAGGAUGGAUUAAAAAGUUUUUUCGGCUCCAACAGCAUUCGGAAGUUUUCAAACUCAAAUUUUACCAAAAUAAACGUGUUUAUCGCGUUUUUUGUGAGUAUGUCGAUCAUUAGGAAUAUUUUUUUCAUUUUUUAAAAAUGUUUUUUGAGAUUCAGGGCCUCAAUAUUAAGCUAUUAUGAGGUUCGAAAAGUAUUAUGGAUAAGAAUAAUCGCGAUUUUAACUAUAGACAUUGUUUGAGGGAUGGAUUAAUUGAUUUAUAAGGUUCUUUCUUUCUCAGCAUUUCAUGGGAUAAUGGUCCAAUUUUUUUCAUAAUUUUCCGUAGAGCUUAGUUUUAAGAAAGUUAUAUAUAUUUUUCCAAUUUUCUAAACUACUCUCUAGUUUCACAGGUUGUCUCAAUGUCUUCUGAGUUUCAGAUCCUUGCUUUAUUAUUAGAUCAGAAAGACUAUAAAAGGUUUUGUCAGAUAAAUGGAUGAUUUGAAGAGGUUUUUUUCGGCUCCAACAGCAUUCGGAAGUUUUCAAGCUCAAAAGUUUCAGAAAAAAGAUCUUUUCAUCAAUUUUCAUAAACAUUUUCUAUGAUGACUUGUUCAGCACUGGACUCGCCGUCAGGCAGUACAUCGCGGGCGCCGUCGUCGGUCUCGCACCAUGCGAGUCCGAUGCGCAACACGACGUCCGGCCACGGCGGCCUCUUCGUCUCGGCCCCCGGCAAAAUCAUCCUCUUUGGAGAACAUGCUGUCGUUUAUGGACGGGUCGGUUUUGAGGGGUUUUUCGGGAUUCUCAUAACGAACAAGAUCAAACAGACACAUUCGACGGAAUUUAUGGGAUUUACUUUGAAAUUGAAAAAUGCCUAGUACUUCCCAGGAUUCUUCCAUAAAAGCCUGAAGUUGAAAAUGUUGAAAGAACUUUUUCGAAAUAAAAAUGAAAAUCUAUAGCUUCUCAUUUUUGGAUCAUCAAGUUUGAAGUAGGGCCGAGCUUUGAGGUUCAGGAAAAAUUUUUGAAUUUUUCGGAAAAAUAGUCUAAAUUCAUGACUUUAUCAGCUCGGAUUCGAAUUAUUUUUUUUAGGAAAAUCAAGUUGGAAGUACGGUAAUAAAAUAAUCAAUAAUCAAGUUUGAAGCAGGGCCAUCUUAUAAAUGAGCUUUAAGGCUCAGGAAGAAAUGUUGAACUAUGGAAAAAAAACAAUUAGAGCUCUAUUCAAGUAAAUUCAUGGCUUUUUGUCGACUUGGAUUCAAGUUUUUUGCGUAUUUAUGAACUUUAGUUCAAGUUGAGUUCAUUUAAAGUUUUCAUCUAAUUCAUUAAUUCUUCCAAAAGCUAUGAUCCCUUUCCUUGGCGAUAUUUUGAGUGUAUAUUCAGUUGAAUGUUUUUCUUUCUCAGACUGCAAUUGCGGGAUCAAUCGACCUACGGACGUAUGUCUCUUUGUACACGUCGGCCGACGGCCGGAUCUACCUGAGUUUGCCGGAUUUGGGUGUGGAAAAGACGUGGAUGCUCAAGGAUUUGCUCAAGGUGGGGAUUUCCUGAAAAAUUAGAAUUUCAAAAGUGGAGUGCGACCCGGAUGCGCCCAGAGCUUUUCUAGGGAUCACUUUAGGGAUGUUUCUAGGCUCUUCUAGGGAUCCCUUUAGGGGCGUCAGUAUUCUUAAGUGAUCACUAGAAAUGCUCAGAAUCGUCCAGUACGAGUCAGGUAGGAAAAGAGCCUGAAAAAAGUUACUUAGGAACUCCAGAGCGGUUCCUAUAGAGGCAACCUUAGGACCCCUUGAAAGUCCCCCUCUAGGGACCACUUUACCAACCCCUAUAGGGACCACUCUCUGUAAUCCCUACGAAUGUCUCGUAGCGAAAACUACAGUGCACCUCCGAAAGUGAUCGGAAUAGCACAAUUGAAACAGAAUAACUUGAAUGAUACUGUGUACCAGGAAAAAAGGUGGAAAAUCUAAUAAUACAGUACACCUCGAAAGAAACCGCUGCGAGACCCGAAAUGACUCGAUGUUUACCCCUCUAGGGACCACUUUUUCGACCCCUAAAGAGGCUGUUUUGACAUUCCAAACUUUGCCUUUAAGACUAGGUUCGAUUUCCAGUUCAUUUAAAACUUUCUGGGCGAUUUUUUUAGAAAAGUACAGAACGCUAGAAAGAAGAGUAGAAUGCUCGAUUUUGCAGGCGGCUGACCGAUUGGCGGCCGAUUAUCCAGUUGAGGAGGACCAGCCGCCGUCGCUGGAAGUCCUCGUCCCGAUCGCCAGGAAGCUCUCCGGCUCCUGCGAGGAUCAGUGCGGGGUUCAACAUUUGGCGAUCCUCGCCUUCUGGUAUCUUCUCCUCGGCGUCGCCCACAGGAAAAGGUGAACGAUUUGGGUCUGUAGUCCAUUCCGCGCCAGCUUGUCACGAUUUUUGUUUUUCGCUUCGAGACUCUCUGUUCAUGCGCCUUUAAUCUAUUGUCGCGAUUUUUCCUAAGAUCUUCAGAACCUUUUGAUAUCGCUGUUCAUGCGCCUUUAAAUUAGCCUAAAAGAUUUUCGUCAUACUAAUUUUCCAAGUUUCAUCAAAAUUUCAAGGCCCGAAAAAUUCCCCUUGUCAGAAAAAAAAAAACAAAACUUUCCAUGUGCCUUUAAUAACCAGCAUGAUUGAUGUUCAUUGGUGUUUUUGAAAGAAAAUACGAUUUUUUUUUAUUUUUAUUUUCAUUACUAACAUGCCUUUUUUGUUUAAAAUAUUGUAUCGAAGUUGAAAUUUGCUUCAAAUUUGUUUUAAAAAUAUUAGGUUCUAUAAAAAAACGUCCAAUAUUUCUCAUUUGGAAUGAAACAAUGGUCUUAAAAAGAUGUCAUUUUUUGGAAUAUGAAGGUACAUUUUAUUUGAAUUUCUAACAAGAAUCUUUAAAAAGUCGCUAGUUGUCCGAUCACGCUCAAAAAAUCAAUAAAUGAAGUACGGUAUUCAAAAAAGUUCAUUUUUGAACUUUCCUACUGUAGCCGCGUAGUGUGCACUUGUCCGUCGCUGUGUAUGUCUUUCUUUCUGUUGUUUCCAUUCGUUCGCCCUCCUCCUUUUCAUCCCAACAGACGUGAGGGAUGUUCAGCGCGAUGGCCCGCAUGGCCAAAGGACUGCCCCCGCCGGCGCUGCCCUCGGGACUCCACCGGGAGACGACGGGCGUCACGGAGCCCGGCGCGAUCGGAGACGCGAUCGGCGACGAAGACGUCACCGAGGCCGAGCGGGCGAUGGCCCUGCCCGUCCCGCCCGCCACCCCGACGCCUUCUUCCAUGAUGACGUCGUCGCCGCUUCUGACGGCUUCUGCUGCGAAUCUGGCGGCCGCUUCGGCUAACGCUCAACAGUGUGUUUUUGAUGAAUAUCACUAUUGGUUUCUUUUUUAACGACAUAUUUUGGUUUGGAAGCUUGGAAGGUCCUUGAGAACAGGGGAAAUUUUGAAAAAGUCAUAUUUUUGACUCGAACGCUUUUGAGGUCAGAUUUUUGAACGAGAUAAUCGGAAAGGAAGCUUCUGGAGACAUAUUUUAGAGCUGGGGAAGGUUUUGAAGGGUCUGGACGCUUUUAAAUGUCGUGCAGACCGGAUUUUUCCUAUCUUGAAAGUUGCUUAAUGGGUCGAAAUCAGUUAAAGUUUAAAUUUUUGGCCUUUAAACUGUCGAAAGAUUUUUUUAUAGUUUGAACUUGUAGUUUGAUCAAAUGAUUUUUCGAGUCAGGAGCCUUGUAAAGCCUUCAGAGUUGAUUCAAAGAGUUUCUCAAGAUCAAAAUAAAAUUUAGAAAAGUUCCGGAUUUUCUGAAGUUUCUUAUUUGAAGCUUCGAAAAUUCCUGUACUUUCUGAGAUUUCUUAGAUUUUUUUAUGAGCUUUAAAAAUUUUUUUUUCGGAAGGUAUGGAGUUUUUUUAGAGAUUUAGGAAGUGUCAUUUGAAGCUUAUAAGGCUUUGAAAAAAACCCUGGAUGUCUUUAUAUUUUUUUAAUAAGAAAUAAAAAGGAUAAAGUUCUUCAUAAUAGUUAUAGAGUCACUACAAGGAUGAGUUUCGCAGAAUUUUUUUAUAGAAAACUUGAAAAAAAUUCCUAUUAUUUUCGAUUUUUUUAGAGAAAUUUUGAGGGACCUUCCAAUUUUUAGAACCUUUAGAAUAAGUCCUAACAAAAUAUAACACAACUAAAAAUAAUCUUCAAAAAUUUUUUUUUCGUGGUUUUUCUUUUUGCACGCUUUUAGUGAUUUUUGCUGUGGUAGUGGUGGUGGUCGUUUUAACACUUUUUAAAUUAUAUAUUUGAAUUUUUUUCAGUGGUAUUUCAUGAAUAGAAUGAACAUUUCAGAGACCUUUUGGCGGUGAAAACGACGGUGCGAUUCAGGCUGCCCAGCUGCGUUGGCCUUGGUUCUUCGGGUACCUUUUUUGGAGAUUUUUAUGAAGUUUAGACGUUGAAAUUGAUUUUCUACGGUGAAUAUCAGAGAUUUUUGGCUUUGUCAGCGUUUUUGAACGACUUUUGCCCAAGUAAAUUAGUUAAUUAAGGCUUUAACAGCGGUUUUUGACUCGAAAAGUCGAUAGAUAUUUGAAAAAUACGGGAUUUUUUGAUAUUUCGAAGGUUAAAAUUGAAUUUGAAGUGAACUCAUGAAUUAUUUUGGGCUUUAUUAGCAAUAUUUCACCCUCAAAGUUGAUAAAUUUCAGAAAAUUUGUGAUUUUUUGAAUUUUCGAAGUCAAAUUGUAACUUUUGCUCGAGUAAGUCAGUUAAAUAGGGCUUUAUUUGCGAUUUUUGAUCCAAACAGCCGAACAAAGUGAUAAGAAUCCGAGAUUUUUUGGACUUUCCAAGGUUAAAUUUGAAGUUUCGAGUGAAUAAAGGAGUUAUUUUCGGCUUUAUUAUUGAUUUUGAGUGCUUAAAGUCGAUAAAAUUGUGAAAAAUACAAGAUUUUUUGGAAUAUCUAAGGUUAAAUUCGAAGUUUGACCUCAAUAAAUAAGUUAUUUUUGACUCCAUUGAAUUCGAGCCCUCAAAAUCGAUAAAAUCAAGAAAAAUCACACAUUUUUGUGCAGUUGGAAGGUUAAUUUCGAAUUUUCCGUUAAAUAAAUGAGUUUUUGUGGCUUUAUCAUUGAAAUUGAGCCCUAAAAGUCGAUGAAAUCAAUAAGCAAUAAUUUUUUUGGAAAGUUAGAACGUUAAAAAUUGAAUUUUUUUAAGUAAAUUAUUGAGUCAUUUUUCGGCAUUAUUUGCGAUUUUAGACCCUAAAAAGAUGAAAUUGAAUAAAUCCAAAAUUUUAAGUUUAAACGUUAAUUUUGAAACGUAACUUCAACAAAUGAGUCAUUUCAAGCUUUAUCAGCGAUUUUUUUGACUUUUUGAAAGUGCGUGAAACUGAUAAAUAUCCGAGGUUUUUGAAAUUUUUCAAAGUUUAAUUCAAAGUUUUACGGAACUAAAGGAGUUAUUUUUGGCUUUAUCAUUGAUUUUGAACCCUAAAAAGUGCGUAAAAAUUGAGAAGAAUCCGAAAUUUUUUGGGUUUUCAAGGUUAAAUUUGAAUUUUCCGUUGAAUCAAUGAGUCAUUUUUGGCUUUCUUUGCGAUUUUUGACCCAAAAAUUCGAUUAAAUCAAUGAUUUUUGAAAAGGUUUGAAAGUUGAAUUUUCAUCUUUGCUAGAAAACACUUAAGAGGUCAUUUAAGGGUUGUGAAGCUUUAGUGGCCUCCUUAGUAGUCGGUCCAUUAGCAAUAUCUGCUUAAGUGGCCACUAAGAGACGAAAAUAAUGACUUCUAGGUCGUUUUAGUGUCCUCUCCAAAGUAGUCCUUGAGAAACCCCUUAAGGGGCUACUAAAGUUUCUUCCAACCCCUUGAAUAAAUGAGCUAUUUUCAGCUUUAAACAUCGAAAAAAUGAAUUUUCAUUGAAUUUUAGUCCAAAUUAAAAUAUUUUCAGGUGCUUAUUGUGUUUGCAUUGCUACUGCUCUCCUUCAAACUGCCGGUCUCAUCCCUCCGCCGUCCGUCGUCGUUAGUUCAUUCUUCCGUUUCAUCGCGAAAUCAUAAGCUUCUCAAAAAAAUAUGACACAAGUCAAUACAAUCGUGAUCAUUUUUAGAAAAAUAGAUAGUAUUAAUAUCCUUUAGUGACCCCUAGGGACAUUUGAAGGGUCAUAUUGAACAACCGCUCCUAACCCCCUUAAAAAAAGAGCUUUAGCGAACUAAAAGUUCAAACUUGUAGUUGAUCAACUUGAAAGCUUGAUUUUACGGUCCCCGAGCUCGUUUUUCUGCGCAUAGUUCGUACAGUUUCGCCUUGACGAGCUCAGAAACUGUUGUUGAUCAACUUGAAGUCAGGGUCUCGCAGGCCUUCACUUCGUUCUUCUGAGCGUAGUUUAUCCAGUUUCGCCUUGACCAGCUCAGAAAUUGUUGUUGAUCAACUUGAAGUCAGGGUCUCGCAGGCCUUCACUUCGUUCUUCUGAGCGUAGUUUAUCCAGUUUCGCCUUGACCAGCUCAGAAAUUGUAGAUGAUCAACUUGAUGUCAGGUUCUUGCAGCCCUAGUUGUUCUGGGCGUAGAUGAUCCAGUUUCGCCUUGACGAGCUCAGAAAGUGUAGAUGAUCAACUUGAAAUUUUGAUCUCACGGCCCCCCGGUUUGUCCUACUGCGCGUAGUUCGUUCGUUUUCGCCUAGAAGAGCUCAGAAAUUGUAGUUGAUCAAGUUAAAAUCAUGAUCUUAAAGUCUUCACCUUGUUCUUCUGAGCGUAGUUCAUCUAGUUUCGCCUUGACCAGCUCAUAAAGUGUAGUUGAUCAAUUUGAAACCAGGAUCUUACAAUCCUUGUUUUUCUGCGCGUAGAUCGUCCAGUUUCGCCUUGACGAGCUCAGAAUGUAGCUGAUGUUGUAGCUGAGCACGGAGACCGUCUUCUAGGGAAGCCUCAGUUUGAGAGCGACCACAGGAGAGUAAAGAAAUUGAUUUCUGAAAGCUAUAGCGAAAACACGUGAUAUUUGAUUCCCUGUAAACUCGAUUUCUCCAGGCGGACGAUCAAGGCGACCUCACCUGGGAAGACGAACACCUGGACAUGAUCCGGAAGUGGGCCACCGCCGCCGAAUCUCUCAUCCACGGCCGAGCUUCUGGCCUCGACGCUGCUGUCUGCACUUAUGGUAUUGAUUUCCUUCUUUCCUGCUACGAAAAGAACCAUUUCUGAAGGGUACGGUAGGAAAAAGUCCGCAAUCUUAGGCGUAAACUUUGUGUAUAUGCACUUUUUUGGCGUCGUUCGGUUUUUUUUGUAGUCUGAAGUUGUAAUCCGAAUUAAUCAAGUUCAAAAAUUAAAAGAAACUGACUCGGAACAAGAAAAGUGCAUACACACACCAACCUAGUUGCGGACUUUUCACAUACCGUACUCUUUGGAAAUGGAAAAUUCGCUUCUAGAACCAGUCGGUCGUCAUCUUUCUUUAAAAGGUCAUUUUAUUUUCGGGAUUUUUUUUUUGAAAAUUGGCCAGAAUGAUUUUUGAAGUACUGAAUAGCAUGAAGGUCAAAAUCACUUUAAAUUCAUUUUUUUUUUUUGAGAAAUUUGGGUUCAAAAUGUCCCAUUUCAACGGUUUUUAUGCUUUUCUUCGACUUUGAGCCCUUUUUUCUUGAAAACUAGAAAGUUUCAUUGAGACUUUAAAAUCAUCAUCUGGUUGUGCAAAAAGUGAUCUGGCCGAUCUUUAAAAAGUUCCUAAUCAAAAUAAAAAUGACCUUAGUUGUUAGAGGGUAGAAAAUACCUAGGAUAGAAGCUGGUAGAAGCUCAGUUUUCGCUGCUGCAUGGUUGUUUUUUUGUUCAUUUUUCGGUUGGAGGUUUUUGGGAGAUUCGGGACGUUCUGAAGGCUUGGAAGGCUAUAAUAUUGUUAUCAAGGAUCUCAUAGUUGGAAGAAAAAAACUGGAAAAAUAGGAUUUUUAUGGUAUAAGUAAGCGCCUGGGAACGUAAAGUUCUCUUUAUUUUGAGAAUUUGGAAUUUAAAAAGUCUUUUUUUAAAGAUAUUAAUAAAUAUGUUAUCAACCAUUUCCACCUUUUUGAAAGUUUUGAAGAGCUUCCGUUUUUUUAUCAUUUUUUCCAGAAGCUCAGGAUUUUUUUGCCAGUUCAAGGAAGAGCUUGAAAAAGUUCUCUGACAAAAAAAUUUUACUUUUUAAUUUUUUUAAAUUUAUAUACUUUUACGCUACCAAAAACGUUAAAAAAAGUUGCUGGAAUAUGUCUUAAAAAAAUCAAAAAAAUAUUGUAUUACAAUUUUUCCAUUUUUUUAUCUCAAUUUACAAGGUUUCGAUCUUUCAAAAAUGCUUCGAUACGAUUUUUCAGGAACUUGAAGUUUUGCGGACUUCAUGAGUUCAAUUUUAAGGGUUUUCAAUGUUAAAUGAAAAUAUCGAUUCAGUUCCAAGCCUCUCAAAAAAAAAGCCCUCCAACCGAAAUUUGAUUGAGAAUUUGCUCGACGGUGCCCGGGAGGCGAAUGUCUUCAUUUUUUGUAGUUGAUUUGAUUUUUGCCAAAAAUUUCCUCGAUUCGCUGAUUUUCCCUUCUCGACUCCAUUUGUCGUGUGUGAUUGAUCCUUAGUUUUAGCUUAUCUCAAUUUUCCGAGGCUCAAAAUUAGAGGUCAUUUGCGCUCCAAUGAACUUUUUAUGGAGCACAAUUGAGGCUCGGUAGAGCGAACCGGACGUGUCUGUGAAGUUCUAGGGACCACUUUAGUGGCACAAGAAUCCUUGAGUGAUCCCUAGGGACCACUUUAGUGACAUCAGAACCCUUGAGUGAUCCCUAGAAUUUCUGCGGAACGUCCGGUUUUCUUUUGCGAGGUCCGAGGUUCUUCUAAGGCCUUUAAGGCUAUUUUUAAGAUCAAAAUAGCGAAAAUAUUUGAAUUUAUCAAUAGAGCACUUUUGUUGGUUAUUCUGAAGGUCAUUUUCGGCGAUAUUUCUCAAUGGAGCAUAUUUUCCUCAAAUCUUGUCAAUUUCUGGGAUUUCUCCUCUAUUUUUCCCCAAUCUAACCUCUUUUUCCCCAUUUCUCGAGCUACCGGGUACCAGGCCAGAGCAGACUGAUUUUUUUGAAUCUUUAUGAAUUUUUUUAAAUUAUUUUAUAGCUUUGACAGAAGUUUUUAGAUUCGCUUUUCCUAUAAGCUUCAUAGAAUUUGCUAUAUUUUUUUUCUUUUUUUGGGUUUGUGUUUUUUCUUGAGAGAGUUUCCGAAAAAAUGGUAUUAAUCGGUUUUUUUUUUGGUCGCAGUUGGAAUGGCUCGAAGCGUCGCGGUCGCGGAGCAGUUUUUCUUAAUCUCACCGCGGCGCUUCGGGCUUUUUUCAUGUGCUUUCUUUUCGCGAAAAAAAAUUUCUCAUGAAAAAAGCCACCAUUUUUUCUGCCUUUUCUCUCUUCAAAAUGAGAAAAAUCAUUCCCAUUUUUUCCCGUUGUUUUUAGGCACUCCCUACAGAGAUUACGGAUAUCAAAGCUUUACGCACCUCGGCCAUGUUGGCUGCUAUGGUAAAUUUGAAGAAAUUCGCCUCUUUUUUUUUCAGUUUGAACCAAAAAUCGAGAUUCGUUUCUGGCCUGUGACUCGUUUUUCUCACCUCUUUCUCUUCUUUCUUUUUUUUCCGGGACUCGUUUUGAAAAUUUGAAAUUUUUUGUCUUGAUCCUCAAAUUUUAUACUUUUUACACCAUUUUGAGCCUUUUUUAAUGUUUGAAAAUUAGGUUUCACAGCCGUUUUUUUUGUCAAUUAAAAAGUUUUUUGAAUCAUGUAGAGGAAAAAAUGUUCUUUGGUAUCUUUUCGAGCCUUAAAACGGUUUUGAAUCGGUAACUUUACUUUGGAAUAAAACAGGUCUUACAGCGAACAACCAGGUUUACUGUAGAUUUAGAAUUUUUGGCUCAUUUUUCAAAACUAGGAGACUUGGACGUUGAUGUAUACUAUAAGAAUGGUAGAUGAGCUUUUAUUGUCUUGUAAUUCGAGAUUUUCGAGUCUUGAAGCGAUUUCGAGCUAGACGUACUGUAGCUGUGCCUUUUCUUUCAAAUUGGGAUGACUCUAUGAGAAGAAGCCUUCCCGAAAAAUCAAUAAAUUUGCGUUUUUUUGAGAGAAAAAUAUCGACCAAUUUUUACUGACUACAAAAAGACCGCUGUAGGGGCCACUUAGGGGCUAGAUUCUAGACCUUUAUAAGAACCUAUUUAACCCCUCUAGGGAGCACUAUUUUGUCAAAUAUGAAAGCUGUUUUUUCUAGCCCCUUAAGGGAUUACUUUGGCAUUUCAAAGUUAUAUCAGAAAAUAUCAAAAUCCUAGCUAAUUUUCAGGACGGUUUCAUAGCUUCUAGGUGUCCUGAAACUGUGAAAUUGUGAAGUUAUAUUGGGUCUUGAACCGAUUUUAGGCAAGGUCUACUGUAACCAGGGAUGACCUCUCUUUUGAGCUAUUUCCGGUCUCUGUUUUUGAAUAAAUUAGACCAGGACGGCGGAAAAGAUACGUCAUUAUUGUGCCUUUAAUUUAUAAGACUUAAAAAAGGUCUUGAAACUGUAAACUCGAGUCAUUUCGGGUCUCGUAGCGGUUUCUCUCCAGGUGUACUGUAUUAUCAGAUUUCCCACUUUUUUCGCUGCUACACAGUAUCUUUCAAUUUAUUUUCUUUCAAUUGUACUAAUUCGAUCAGUGUACUGUAGUUUUCGCUACGAGACCUUUUUCGAAAUCUCAAACGAGUCCUGGAAAAUUUUCCGUCUUGCUGUGGUCGUCUUGGAAUGGCUUCUUUUUCUCUCUAACCUGUCCUUUUUCUACUUUUCAUUUUUAAAAAGAAGCGAGAAGAUACGUUUCAAAGAAUUCAUUAAAAGUUCAUCAUGACCUCAUGAUUUUGUUAAAGCUUUCGGAUAAUUUCAACAAGCUUCAGAAAAUAUUCUCUGCUGAAUCAUGUAAUAAAUGUCGUUGAUCAAGAACGGCGCGUAGAGCGUCACGUUCUUUUUUUUGGUAGUUCUGAUGAUCAGCUGCUUCUUCAUGGGGGAGCAGUACGGCCCCCUGCUUGUCCAGGGCUCAAAUUUAAGAAGAGAACGGAAAAUUGGGAUAAAAUCCUUGGAAAAUCCAAAAAUCGAAAAAAAAAAAGCAUGAUUUCAAGUAGUGAUGUGUGUGUGGUGGAGAUGUGUUGAGAAAUAAAUCGAAAAUUAUUUUUCUCCAAAAGUGUCUUGUAUAUUUUCAACACGUCUUUUCAUGAUUUCAGUGAAAAAGACCGAAAUCGUAGAUUUUGAGAGACUGUGAAAAAUUUGGAGAGUAUCAGACGUCAGACAGUGCCUGCACUCUCCAUUUUUCCAUACUCUCUCACUUUUUGCGAUUUUUGUUUUCCGUUGUGAUUUUCAAAGCUCUGGAAAUCGCGAAAAAGCGAGGGAGUGUGAGAAAUGUGGAGGGCGUCAGACAAUUAGAGUGUCUCCAAAUUUCUCCUACUCUCUAACUUUUUUUUUUGCGAUUUCGAUUUUUCUUCCCUUUUUUCAUUCUCAAAGUUAUUGAUUAAUUUUUUUAGGUGGAGUCGCCAGCUUCAAGCCUGGACACCGUAUCGAGCACUUGAAAAAGUGAGGAUCUUUUUAAAAUGCGAACGUUUUUUUUUCUCAAUUUCACCGCUUUUUUGAAGUAAUUUGCUGAAAUAAAGUCGAUUUUUGCAGUUUGCCGGACCUCCGAGUGAUUUUGGUGAACUCAAAAGUUGAGAGGAAUACGGCGAGGAUGGUCCAAACGGUCAAGGAACGAUUAAAGAAGGUACAAUUGUGAAAAAAUAGAUGAUUGAGAUCAGAAUAGAGGUUCUUAUCAGGCUGGAAGAGACUUUUUUCAGAAUUUCGUUGAUUUUCGAAUAAAAUAUGAGAUUCUUGGUAGUUUUUAUCAGUUAUGAGGUCUUCAAAAUCGCUUUUCCGAAAAGCUUGACAUUUUUGCUAAAAGUGGAGUUUUUGGUUGAAAACGGUCAAGGAAAGAUUAAAGAAGAUGAAAUUCCUGGAAAAUCGAAAAUUAUUAAUAAUAUUAGGGUCUUAUCUAGAAUGGACUUUUUUUCCGGAUUUUGUGGAUUAUUGAAUGAAAUUCGUGAUUUUUGAAAAAUCAGGCGAUUUUUUUUAUCAUUCAUAAGAUGCUUAAAGUCGUGUUUCGGAAUUAAAAAUUUUGCUAAAAUAGAACUUUUGGUCUAAACGGUCUUUUUUUAAUUCUCGACAUGUAGAUCAGAGAUCAAAACCCGAGUUGACGGCUAUUUUUGCAGUUCCCUGGCGUCGUCGACGCGUUGUUCGGCUCGAUCGACGCGAUAUCGCUCGAAGCCGCGAAAAUCCUGCACCGGCCGCCGCUCGGCGAAGAGAACGGCGACGGAGGCUCCUCCUCCGCCUUGGAAAAUGGCCUGGGACCUUUCGUGGCGGUUGGAGACUCGGACCAUCACUCUUUGCAGGUACCCCAACUUUUGAAGACUUUUCUGAAAAAAGGCGAAGUUUUUUGUUCGAAAAUCCCCUGUUAGUGAUUCGUGGUUGGUAGCGGUAGUAGCGAGUCAGUACCAUUGUUUUCAGUAUCAGUAUAACUAGGAAAGUGUCUGACAGAAGAAGUGCGGAACGUCGAGUUGUUAGAGUUUGAUGAAACUUUCUACAGAAGAUCCAAAAAUAGCCAUUAUUUAGACGGCACUGUCUUUGGCGAACUAGAAAAACUAGAAGUCCAAACGUGUACAUCUUAGGGGCGCUUUAAGAAUCCCCUCUAGGGAUCACUUUACUCCCCCAAUGAGGAUACUGAAGCUGUCAAAAAUGGCCCCAAUGAGGGUUUCAGCUAGUGGCCACUCUAGGGGAGCAUGCUAUUCAUAGAUGUAAUCGACUGGACGGCCAACUGAAAGUCUAAAUUUGUAGUUGAUCAACUUGAAAUCCAGGCCUUACGCUCUUUCGCUUCGUUCUUCUAAGCGUAGUUCAUCCAGUUUCGCAUUGACGAGCUCAGAAAAUGUAGUUGAUCAACUUGAAGUCAGGCUCUAACAAUCCUCGUUCUUCUGCGCGUAGUUUAUCCAGUUUCGCCUUGACGAGCUCAGAAUGUAGCUGAUCAACUUGAAGUCAUGGCCUUCCGGUCUUUCGCCUAGUUCUUCUGCGCGUAGUUCAUCUAGGUUUGCCUUGACGAGCUCAGAAUGUAGCUUAUGUUGUAGCUGAGCACGGAGAUCCAGGUAGAAGCCUCGAAAUGAGAGCGAUCACUUCGAAUAAAGGUUUUACACGGGUUUCUUUGAUUUCGAGAUGUUCUAGGAAGUUAUGACACUUUCAGAAUCCUUUUUUGGUAUCUUAUAGAGAGGAAACCGCGCUCCGAACUUUGAAAAAUCAUAUCAGGGCUCCACAAACUCAAAUAAUUUUUUCCUGACAAGGGACACAAUGAAUAUAUACCCUCCAAAAAUGAGCUCGAUUGGAGGCUAUGAGAUUUUCGAUUUUUGAGACCUCGGUGGCGGUUUUUGAGACCGGAUUUGGAAUCAACAUGAAAAACUAAAUCUAGAAAAAACGGUCUCAUUCGGAAGUCUCGAGACCAUUCCCUGGUCAGAGAGUGUUCUAACCAUUUUUCACGAAUUUCCAAGUAAAAUAAUCAUCCUUGUCAGAAGUAGCCGUGUAGACAUUCUCUCUGUUGUUUUUUUCACGGUGAGUUGUUCAGCCGACCCGAGGCGGCAGCGUCCGUUCCUCCUCGCUGGCGUCGUACGUCGCCGGCGGCAAGCGCAACUCGUCGGCGUCGGCCAUCUCGGCCACUUCCGAGAAGGGCGAACUCGUCGACACCUUCAGCAAGCUUAAUGUGAGUCGUUUUUCAGUUGCAAAGCUUUAUUCCAAGAGAAUUUCCGUUUCGUAUGUGAAAGGUCCUUUCUUUUCUUGGUUCUUGUGGUUUUGAGCUGGUUAAUUUGAGACUUUAGAUGGCUUAUUUGAAAAAUAGAAAAUUUCGACUUAUGUGCCCUUUUUAGACAAAAAAAGAAAGAAAAGCUUUUUUGAAGCUCAAACCUUUGUUCUUUUUGAGCCACUCUUUUAACAGGACACUAAAAAAGGAAGUUUUUUUUGUGAAAUUUGGACAUUUUUACAGUUUCUCGCUCACUUUAAUUGUAAAGUCAUGUUCUUUAUUGGUUCUUGUUCUUUUCCGUCUCUCACAAAAACUGGUAUAUAAGUCAUUCCGCGCCAGCUUGUCCCGAUUUCCAGUUUAUUUGGAGCUACAGUAGCCCUUUCGGCGCUUCGCUUCGAUGUUCUCGGUGUGCCCCCUUGCGUGCGCCUUUGAUAAAACUCAUUAUUUCCUAACUUUGGAAUUUUUUUAUUCUACAAAAAAACAGUUGUAACAUCAAAUUUUAUAUGCAAAAAAAAGCUCGAACAGUCGGUUUCAUUAAUAACAAUUAAAAUGUAAUAAUUCAAUCUUUUUGAUUCUAAAGUGCUACUACUAAACACUAAAAACUUUAGUGGUCACUUUAGGGGUCAAAACAGCUUUAGUUUUCUCUCCAAUUAGUCAUUGGCGAGCCUCUAUAGUAGCCACUGAAAAUCUUCUCAGUAAUAGAUGUUUAAAGCUAAACGGGGUAUACCCCUGGUUGCACUGCGAGAGUGCACCGCAAUUUUUGUCAGAGGCGGGAAAAUCAUUUUAUAAUCAGUUUCUUUCAAAUUUUGAUUUUUCUACUCCUUAAUACCUUUUUUAAAUACGAUAUUUAUUAGAUUUUCCCAUCCUGCAGGAUCUGUGCCGAAUAAACAACCAGCUGCUGAUCGCCCUCGGGCGUCGGACACCCGAAAGUCGACCAGAUCUGUACCACCCUGGCCCGUUAUGGAAUCCAUCCCAAGAUGACGGGCGCCGGCGGCGGCGGAUCCGUUUUUGCCUUCUUGAAACCUGGUAACUUUUCAUUUUCGAAAGAUUUUCCCAUUCUUAACUUGAAGAAAAGUUAAAAAAGGCCUUUUCAGUUGUCAAAAGAAGAGGGUUAGGCAUUAUCAACUUUUCCAAGUACCCUAAAGGGAUCACUUGAGCUCCUGUAGCCCUAAAGGGAUCACUUGAGAUCCUGUACCCUGAAGGGAUCACUUGAGAUCCUGUACCCCUAAAGAGAUCAUUUGAGCUGGUUUAGCCCUCAGAUCAACGUUUUUGAGUAUCUCACAUUCCUAAAAAAUACAACAUUUUCUUUGAAAAGGUUCUGUAAAUCGUGUUAAGUUUCCUUGAGGCUUCUGACAACCUAGUAGAGCUUCAGAAGCUUCUAAAACACUAAAGAGAUCACUAAACUUUUGAAAACCUUGUAAACAUCAACUUUGAUGCUUUUCUGAAACUUUUGAAAGCCUUUAAAGUGGUCACUUGGUCUUUAUAAACCUUAAGAGAACACUUGAAGUUGGUAGCAAGCUCUGAAUUACUCAGAAGGUCAAAGAAGGCAUUUCUGGGGUAUCUUGGACCUUAAAAUAGUCACUUAGCUGAUGCGGAAGCUUGGAGACCAACUUUUUGAGAAACCAAGAUAAUUUUAGUGGUAAAAAUUGAAGUUUUUCUGCUGAUUUUUUUUCCUAUUCUUUAAGUGAUCGCUUUAGGGGCUUGCAAGAAUAUUCAGUCUCUUAAGAGUCCACUUGAAGGAUGUCUUAAGCUUUGAAAGAUUCGGAAACUCAAAGAGACCUUUUAGGGGUUUCAUGACCCCUUAAAUGAGCACUUAGGACCUCUUUGCUCGUAGUAAUUAGACAGAAAUCUUCUGAAAAAUUGAGGCAUUUUUGAAGUAUCCUGUACCCUAAAGGGACUACUUGAGGCUGGUCGUCAAACCAACUUUUUGAGAGUCGGUCUCGAAAAGGAUUACUUCGAAUAGGUACCGAAAAAUUUUUUCGGAAAUUCUUGAUUGAAACCCUGAUUAAAACCUUUUUUGAGGACCUCAGUUAGAACAUUUCCAGACACGCCACAAACGCUGCUCGACAUGAUCGAAGGCGAGCUGACGAAGCUCGGUUUCGAAGUGUGGCAGCCGCCGUUGGGAGGCCCGGGCGUGAUGGAGCACGCCCGUCGGCCCGAGCUGUUCGCGACGCCGGCCGGCUCGACGGCCUGCUCGACCCCCGCCGCCAAACGACAAUGA